UUCCUCUCCUCCUCCAGGAACAAAUUUCCAAUUCCCUUCACCAAAUUGUUCCCAAAUCUCCUUCUCCACCAAACCCUAGCUAGAUCUCGACAUCUCUCGCUCUCUCUCAUCAGCUUCGAAUUUAGCAUCAAUGGAGGUCAUCGCAUCGCAGAUCAACGGGCGCGAGGAGAACAAUGUCUACGCCAUCAACGGUGGAGGGCUCGAGAAGCUUUGCGAAUCUCCGACGGCGGAUCCGUUGAACUGGGGAGUGGCGGCGGAGCAGAUGAAGGGGAGCCAUCUUGAUGAGGUGAAGAGGAUGGUGGAGGAGCACCGGAGGCCGGUUGUGAGGCUCGGCGGCGAGACACUGACGAUCGGUCAGGUCGCGGCGAUCGCUUCCGCCGUGGACGGCGUGAAGGUUGAGCUGUCGGAGGCGGCGAGGGCCGGGGUGAAGGCGAGUAGCGACUGGGUGAUGGAGAGCAUGAACAAAGGUACCGACAGUUAUGGUGUCACUACUGGAUUCGGGGCUACUUCUCACCGAAGGACCAAAAAUGGCGUCGCACUCCAGAAGGAGCUCAUCAGAUUCUUGAACGCCGGAAUAUUCGGUAGCGCGACGGAGAAAAGCCACACACUCCCUCAGUCCACCACGAGAGCCGCCAUGCUCGUACGGAUCAACACUCUCCUUCAAGGAUACUCCGGAAUCCGAUUCGAGAUCCUCGAAGCCAUAACCAGUCUCCUCAACCACAACAUCGCUCCUUGUCUCCCUCUUCGCGGCACCAUCACGGCCUCCGGCGAUCUCGUCCCUCUCUCCUACAUCGCCGGACUCCUCACCGGCCGUCCAAAUUCAAAGGCCACCGGUCCCAACGGUGAAACCCUAACCGCCGAGGAGGCCUUCAGAUCCGCUGGAAUCACCUCUGGUUUCUUUGAUCUCCAACCGAAGGAAGGUCUGGCGCUCGUCAAUGGCACCGCCGUUGGAUCUGGCUUGGCGUCGAUGGUGUUGUUCGAUGCGAAUGUUCUCGCCGUUUUAUCGGAGGUUUUGUCGGCGAUCUUCGCUGAGGUGAUGACCGGAAAACCUGAAUUCACCGAUCAUCUGACUCACAAGCUGAAGCAUCACCCUGGCCAGAUCGAAGCGGCGGCGAUCAUGGAACACAUCCUCGAUGGGAGCUCGUACAUGAAACUUGCUCAGAAGAUUCACGAGAUGGAUCCAUUACAGAAGCCGAAACAAGACCGUUACGCUCUCCGUACAUCUCCACAGUGGCUCGGCCCUCAGAUCGAAGUGAUUCGUCAUGCGACGAAAUCGAUCGAGCGCGAGAUCAACUCUGUCAACGACAACCCCUUAAUCGACGUCUCCAGGAACAAGGCGCUUCACGGAGGGAACUUCCAGGGAACACCAAUCGGAGUUUCCAUGGACAACACUCGUCUCGCCAUCGCUGCAAUCGGGAAACUCAUGUUCGCUCAAUUCUCCGAGCUCGUCAAUGAUUUCUACAACAACGGGCUCCCUUCCAAUCUGACAGCGGGAAGAAACCCUAGCCUGGAUUACGGAUUCAAAGGAGCUGAAAUCGCCAUGGCUUCCUACUGCUCCGAGCUUCAAUACCUCGCGAACCCCGUCACCAGCCAUGUUCAAUCCGCAGAGCAACACAACCAAGACGUGAACUCCCUCGGAUUGAUCUCAUCUCGCAAAACCGCGGAAUCUGUGGAGAUUCUAAAGCUCAUGUCAACAACAUUCCUCGUCGCCUUGUGCCAAGCUGUGGAUUUAAGGCACUUGGAAGAGAAUCUGAAACAAACCGUGAAGAACACGGUUUCACAAGUAGCCAAGAAAGUGCUAACCACCGGAAUCAAUGGGGAACUCCACCCAUCUCGCUUCUGCGAGAAGGAUUUACUCAAGGUCGUGGACCGAGAACACGUCUUCACCUAUGCAGACGACCCUUGCAGUGCGACAUACCCUCUAAUCCAGAAACUGAGACAAACCCUGGUGGACCACGCAUUGUCCAACGGUGAAAACGAGAAGAACGUGUUGACAUCGAUCUUCCACAAGAUCGGAGCUUUCGAGGAGGAGAUCAAGAUGGUGUUACCGAAAGAAGUGGACGCCGUUAGAGCAGCCUACGAGAAGGGGACGAUGACAAUACCGAACAGGAUCAAGGAAUGCAGAUCUUAUCCCUUGUACCGAUUCGUGAGGGAAGAGUUAGGGACGGAGUUGCUCACGGGAGAGAAAGUCCGGUCACCGGGAGAGGAAUUCGAUAAGGUUUUCACGGCCAUGUGCCAAGGGAAGAUCAUUGAUCCUAUGUUGGAGUGUCUCAACCAGUGGAACGGAGCUCCUAUUCCUAUAUGUUAGGAACACAAAAUUUUAUGGGUUUUUUUUUGUUUAUAUAUAUGUAUGUGAUGAAAUUGAAUAACGGUUAUGAUAUGUAUCAUUUAAAUUUAUGUGUAACAUAUUGUAAGUCUCUAUAGUAAGAAACUUUUCCCCAUGUUAAAUCUGAAGAUUUUUUAUA
Tarenaya hassleriana is the source of this 2465-nucleotide messenger RNA. RefSeq names its product phenylalanine ammonia-lyase 1-like. The transcript has 2 exons. The record is from RefSeq and is a predicted model, not a curated record. The coding region runs from base 131 to 2308 and encodes 725 amino acids. Gene Ontology annotation, cellular component: cytoplasm. Gene Ontology annotation, biological process: L-phenylalanine catabolic process. Gene Ontology annotation, molecular function: phenylalanine ammonia-lyase activity. Lineage: Eukaryota; Viridiplantae; Streptophyta; Magnoliopsida; Brassicales; Cleomaceae.